Schistocerca cancellata (South American locust) is the source of this 1229-nucleotide messenger RNA. RefSeq names its product U-scoloptoxin(11)-Sm2a-like. NCBI's taxonomy places the organism in Eukaryota, Metazoa, Arthropoda, Insecta, Orthoptera, Acrididae. The transcript has 4 exons. The record is from RefSeq and is a predicted model, not a curated record. Bases 314 to 1126 code for a protein of 270 amino acids.
UAGCUGAUAAAUGUUACAAAUGGUGGUAUUUCAGUGAUUGCCGUAUUGAUGACUAACAGGAACUUUUCUUCUAUUUAAGUAUGGCCUGUUGCCAUCAACUAUAACUUAUCUGAUUAGACAUUAGAAGUACAUAUUACAUCUUCUGUGCGUUUGUGUGUUUGAUAAUGACAGUGUUAAGAUGGCUAUUGUUAAAAACAAGUACAAAAAACCUACAUGUUGCAACUAAAUACCACAAAUGAGGAACACCAUCAAUUAAUGUGGAGAAUGAUAAAGUAGCAUCACAAACAAAAUACAUUCUGGAAUCGUAAUAAACAUGUCGCUGGAGUUCAGAGAUAAGGCUAAUCAGUACAAGGAGCUUCAAGGACAAACACAUCUAAAGCCUUGCAGCAAAAUGCUUAAUGAUACACAUACUCAACUACUGUUGAUUGUGUUUCUAUUGAUAUCAACAUUAAAUUUUACUCAUUCAGUGCUUAGCAAUAUUAAUGACAGUGAUUCCAACGAAGUUGAAAUAAGUUAUCGUGGAAAUAGCCGCAGUGAGAGGUCUUUGCCAAUAUGUGAAUUAAAUGUUGCUUGUAAUAUUGUGCACAAACGCUUUUGGUUUCCAAUAAAAGUAGAAAGAUUAUGUCGCUGCCACAACACAUUUCAAUGCUCCCAACAAUGGAGUCAAACACCAGACAAUUAUACCAUGAUGCUCAGCAACCGUUCUCAGUUAAAGUUUUGUAACAACAUCAGCGAACUGCAGAAAUGUACAACAGAUGAACCUGCGAUAGAAUUACAAUCUGAAACAGCCACAAUUCCACGGGGCAGAUCUAAAAAGCCUCUAGUUCAGACAAAAGCUGUUGUGAAGUGCAAUUGUCCAAUGGGACGUUACUGGAAGAGGAUCAAUGCAGAGGCAGACAAUGAAACUUCAACAACUGUUUACCAAUGUGCUGAUGCAAAGAAAUGUGAAACCAAUGAAAUCUGUGGAUAUGCACGGGCUGAUAUGCACUCAAUAUAUUACCAAUGUUCCUGUCCUGCUGGAAACCUCUGCUUAUUUGUGGAUUACAACACCUACAAUGUGACUGAACUAUUCUAUAGUGGAGCAGCAUAUCAAGCUCUAUGCACUCCUUUUCCAAACAACUUAUAAGAUAUUCAUAUAAUGUUCUUCAUAAAUGAGUGUAUAAGUUUAAACUUCAAAUUUACUAUGGUUUAAUUUUGUACGGGAAAUUAUAGACUAUUUUCAUAUUGUC